Podarcis muralis (Common wall lizard) is the source of this 4742-nucleotide messenger RNA. It is a transcript of the gene RDX, whose product is annotated as radixin. Gene Ontology annotation, molecular function: actin binding. Gene Ontology annotation, cellular component: cytoskeleton. NCBI's taxonomy places the organism in Eukaryota, Metazoa, Chordata, Lepidosauria, Squamata, Lacertidae. The record is from RefSeq and is a predicted model, not a curated record.
AAACCGACGGCCGCCGCCAUAUUGCGGAGCUGUCAGCGGCCACUUUCUGGCGCGUCUCCGGCAGCGAAGCUGUAGCAGCACCAGCGAGGCCCUGACGGAGAGGAGGAGGGACGGGAGCGAGAGCGCGCACGGGAGCGCGCACCUCAGCCACGCUCGGAGCGGCCCUGCAGCGCCUCCUGGCCGGCUGCGGAGGGGGCUGCGCGGGCGCCGUCGUGGUGGUGGUGGUGCGUGUGUGGCUCCCCGUCUCCCACCUCCGGCCCCGCCGCCGCUUGGGACCCAAUCCUCUUUCCUGGAAGCAGAGAGGAAGAGGAAAGCGAAGAGUUCGCCGCCCCCGGGCUGCCUCAGCCUCCGCAGCCGCCAGCUUAUGAAUGUGUUAAAUAGCACCAGUUCCAGUGCUUCUUGGGAGACCCCAGUGCUUGCUUCACUCCAUUGUCUGAUUUUUCCUGCCUUUGCUCUGAAGUUUACAAAGGCAUCUUUGAAAAGUACAAGGAUUGUGGUACAGCAGAUGAUUUAACUGAACCAGAAACACAGAAAAGGGGGGAAAAUGCCGAAACCAAUUAAUGUAAGAGUCACCACAAUGGAUGCAGAGCUGGAGUUUGCCAUCCAGCCCAACACAACAGGAAAACAGCUUUUUGAUCAGGUUGUAAAAACAGUUGGCCUACGGGAAGUCUGGUUUUUUGGACUACAGUAUGUAGACAGCAAAGGAUACUCAACUUGGUUGAAGUUGAACAAAAAGGUAACACAGCAAGAUGUAAGGAAAGAAAAUCCUCUUCAGUUCAAAUUCAGGGCAAAGUUUUUUCCUGAGGAUGUGUCUGAAGAGUUGAUUCAAGAAAUAACCCAGAGACUGUUUUUUCUGCAAGUAAAAGAAGCCAUCUUAAAUGAUGAAAUCUAUUGUCCUCCUGAAACUGCUGUUCUGCUAGCUUCUUAUGCUGUUCAAGCCAAGUAUGGAGAUUACAAUAAAGAGAUACAUAAGCUAGGAUAUUUGGCCAAUGACAGACUUCUUCCCCAGCGCGUUUUGGAACAGCAUAAAUUGACAAAAGAGCAGUGGGAAGAAAGAAUACAAAACUGGCAUGAAGAGCACAGAGGGAUGUUAAGGGAGGAUUCUAUGAUGGAGUACCUCAAAAUUGCACAAGAUUUGGAAAUGUAUGGAGUCAACUAUUUUGAAAUAAAGAAUAAAAAGGGAACUGAAUUAUGGCUUGGUGUUGAUGCUUUGGGUUUAAAUAUUUAUGAACAUGAUGAUAAGUUGACUCCCAAGAUCGGCUUUCCUUGGAGUGAAAUCAGAAAUAUUUCAUUUAAUGACAAAAAGUUUGUGAUAAAACCCAUCGACAAAAAGGCCCCUGAUUUUGUGUUUUAUGCACCACGUCUGAGAAUUAAUAAGCGGAUAUUGGCACUGUGUAUGGGAAAUCACGAGCUGUACAUGAGGAGGAGAAAGCCAGAUACAAUUGAAGUUCAACAGAUGAAGGCCCAGGCUAGGGAAGAAAAACACCAAAAACAGAUGGAGAGGGCACAACUAGAAAAUGAGAAAAGGAAAAGGGAAAUAGCAGAAAAAGAGAAGGAAAGAAUAGAGCGUGAAAAGGAAGAGUUGAUGGAACGGCUAAGACAAAUUGAAGAACAGACGAUGAAGGCCCAAAAAGAAUUGGAAGAACAGACGAGAAGAGCCCUGGAGCUGGAUCAGGAGAGGAAGAAAGCAAAAGAGGAAGCAGAGCGCCUGGAAAAGGAUCGGAGAGCUGCAGAAGAGGCAAAAGCUGCUCUGGCGAAACAGGCUGCUGACCAAAUGAAAAAUCAGGAGCAGCUGGCGGCAGAACUUGCGGAAUUCACUGCUAAGAUUGCACUUUUGGAGGAGGCCAAGAAGAAGAAAGAAGAAGAAGCUUCAGAAUGGCAGCACAAAGCCUUUGCAGCCCAAGAAGAUCUGGAGAAGACCAAAGAAGAGCUGAAGACUGUGAUGUCUGCUCCUCCUCCGCCACCUCCUCCGCCUCCCCCUGUAAUUCCUCCCACGGAAAAUGAACAUGAUGAACAGGAUGAGAAUAAUGCAGAGGCCAGUGCUGAAUUGGCUUCUGAUGGCGUUGUGAAUCACAGGAGCGAGGAAGAGCGUGUAACAGAAACGCAGAAGAAUGAACGUGUAAAGAAACAGCUCCAGGCCCUGAGUUCCGAGCUGGCCCAAGCCAGAGACGACACCAAGAAGACCCAGAACGAUGUCCUUCAUGCGGAGAACGUUAAAGCCGGCCGCGAUAAAUACAAGACUCUUCGACAGAUCCGGCAAGGCAAUACGAAGCAGCGCAUUGAUGAAUUUGAAGCAAUGUGAGAGCUGUUACUUUGCAUAUAUGUUCUUCAUUAAGCUUGAACCACCAGCAGAGAAAUGCAGGCCUUUCUGAAAGGAACACACCCCACCUUGCCAAAGCAUUUAUACCAGUUUGUGGUUAAAACUCAUUUCAUGAAAGCCGUUCAACAAUAAGGCAGCCUGUCCGCUCUGGCUCUCUGGGAGAGGUGGUGGUCACAUCUCCAUGAUCUCAUAUCACGUUUUUUUUUUUUAUUAUUCUUUGUCCUCUGGAGGAGUAGCACCAUCUUACUCUGACAAAGCUGUUAAGGAAUGAUUUGAAAGAACACUAGCUUUUACCUUAUAACUGGCCACAGUUUUUGGCAUGGGUGCACUUUGGAUUUUUCUUUUCUUUUUUCAUUUUAGUGAAUUUGCAAGAACUUGCUUAAUUUAUCAGGGGUUACGGGGUGUUGUUUUUCUUCUGUUAGGUGGAGUUCUUUGGUGUUUCACGUCCUGUCAUCAUUGAUGGUUUUCUUUGCCUGCCUGUUCACAAAGGUCUAGAUGGCAGGUAGCUGUUCCAGCAUACCUUUUUCCCCCCUUAAAAAAAAAAGUGGAACAUUAACCUGUAGAAAGUCUUUUGCUUAUAGGUCUGUUUUGCUGAAGUCUUCAGUUCUUCAGAUAAAAGUAGGAAAAUCGAGACACUCUUUAAGACAGGGAUAGGUAACCUUUGGCCCUCCAGAUGAACUACAACUCUCAUCAGCCCCAGCAAGCAUGGCUAGGAAAGAUGGGAGCUGCUUAGUUCAAUAACAUCUGGAGGGCUCAGGUCCCCCGCCCCUGCUCUGGGUUCUCCUUGCAUUUUGUAAGCUGUCAUAUGAAUUGCAAUGUGGGAAACCUGGACCUUUCUGGCAAGGGAGCAUAUGAAAACAUCAGUCCCAUGGAGGGGACACUAGCCUACCUCACUACGAUAUGCAUGAUGACUGGUCUUUCAAACACCAUAUAGAAACGCAAACUGCAUUAUGCUAGGUUUCUGCAUAGCUAAACACUACACAAAUCUAGGAGCCUUUACUCUUUAAAUAUUUUGUUCUAUUGCUGCAUAGAUUUGUAGUACUCAAACAGUGUUCAGCUGCCUUUUUGUUGAGUAAAAUUCUGCACCAUGUAUCUUCCAUUUUUUUAAAAAAAUGUAACCUGGAACUGGUAUAUGAUCCACUGAGAGGGUGUGAAACAUUUGAGCAUGUUUUCUGGGUCUUGGGUUCCUUUGUACUAAAUUAACGUUGCUCUGAGGCUCAUUUCUUAAUGAAGUCUGCAUAAAACAAUGCUGCCUUGUACUUGCUUUGAGGGCCCACUUACACAUCAAGGUUGUUCCUUCCAUGAUAACUGAAGAUGCAAGGGAAUUGUGCAUAUAUAUAUAUAUAUAUAUGCGCUUUUCAGGGAGUCCAGUCACAGGAAUUGUGGCAGAACAGGGGCAAAUGAGUUGUAUGAACAAACAUACAGGCUGAAGUUCAGCAUACAGUCAGGGAAUAUUGAAUGUAUGUUUAGACCUAUUGCUGAAUCACCCUUAUCUAAUGCUCUUUGGGAUGAUUAGUUGGCAUGUUGACUUUUGAGGACCAUGUUUAUGAAUGAAAUUAUGCACCAUUUUUAUAACUCUUUAAUUAGUAGUUGGGAGAAAGCCCUGCUUUCCCUGAGGAUGGUUCAGCUAACCUUUUGGUAUUAUGCACUUAAAAUUUACACUUCCCUAUUAAAAUUGCCAUUUUAUUAAAUAUCCUUUAAUAAGGAUUCCUUAUUGAACCUUCUUGAGGGUUGUCCCCCACCCCACCCUUAAAUUUAAGGGAGAUCUUGGAGAGAGGACAUCAUGAAAGGAACACAGAGACACUGGUAGCUGAUUUUCCUUGCACGGGUGUGCAAAAGCUGUGCACAUGCUCAAAUGUUUGCCCUGGGCACUUUUGCUUGCAGUCAGAGAAAUUGGGCAGAUGCCUUGCACAUUUUCAUGCAGCAAAUCAUGAGACCUAUAUGUCCAAAGUGUUCAAAAUAUUUUGCCAUAGCAAAUGGAAUGCAGUGUAUGGCUCUUCCCUGAAAUGUGUGUUCGUGCAUUGACAAUGCCAGACUAUCAGUGUAAGGGGGGAAAAUACGAGUUAGAUUUGCUGUUCAUAAUAUACAAUGUAUAGAUUAGAGUUUAAAAUGGAUCUAAUCCAUAUAUAAAACUGUGUGACUUUUUUCUAAGCAACCAGGAAUUAACAUCUGUAAUGAGGUUUUUCACUGUGAACAAAGUGAUGGUGAUGGUUGUCACCAAUUGUUGAGGAAACACAUAUUGAUGCAGAGGCAUUAAGAAAAUAACUUGGUAAAGGAAUUUUCAACACGCUUCCCCUCUUCUUCUUCCCCUCCCCUUCUUAGCAUCUUUUGUGUUGUAAAAUUAAGCUACAGUUAAUAACACCUAUUAUUUUGGAUAACAUUCAUUGGCUAACAAUAAAGAGACUACAGUUCAUUCUUCUGA